Messenger RNA from Macrosteles quadrilineatus (aster leafhopper), 2235 nucleotides. Its product is annotated as kinesin-related protein 4-like. The transcript has 13 exons. Bases 96 to 2042 code for a protein of 648 amino acids. NCBI's taxonomy places the organism in Eukaryota, Metazoa, Arthropoda, Insecta, Hemiptera, Cicadellidae. The record is from RefSeq and is a predicted model, not a curated record.
GUCGCAGGCAAGCUGACAACAUAAAAAAACAGCAAUCAACACUAGAACAUGUCAAAAUAAAUAGCCACAGUGAAGCAAUACAAAACAAGACUCACAUGUCUAAGAUUCACAACUUAAGAGAGAAACUUCAAGAUUUGGAUAACAAUUUUGAAAAAUGGGGAAAAACCAUAAAUCCAAUGCUUGGUUACAAAAAUGAACUUGAAGACAUGGUGAAACAAUUGAAAUUAAAAUUACAGAUGAAGGAAGAUUCCAGUGAAAGUUUGGAGAAAGAAAACAACUACUAUGUAGAAGCGGCGAACAAAGCUCUAUUGGAGCUUCAAGAACGUAAAGAACAAGAAAAAACUGAGCUAUGUCAAUUGAAAACACAUUUAAGUAAACAGUUUGAGCAGAUUAAGCAACAGGAGAUGGAAUUGGUACAAGAACUAAGGGAGCUUCUGAGUGCAUGCCGAGAGGAGGAAAUCAAGAUUAACAUCGUAGAACCACAGAGAGUUGAGCUGAAGAAGACAUUUGAAACAUUGAAGAUGGAAUUGGCAGCAGAAACAGACCAGAUCAAUUCUGCAAGUACCCAAUUGGAAACUGAAUUGCAAGACGAAUUAAACAGGAAAAUCGAAAUGUCCACUGAAAUCAACACAUUAGACAAAAAUAUAACAGAGUUGGAGAAUACUUUGAUUGAAUUAGAAAAUGAUAUAAAAAGGUCGAAUGAUAAAAAUAGGCAGCUUAAUGCUGACGAAGAAGAAUAUUCUAAGACAAGUAUAAAGAAACAGCAGGAGCUUAAAGAACUUGAAACCGAUGUAGAGGAUUUGACUGCCAAGUACAGUGUGUGUAUGAAGAUUGAAACAGAAAACGUAACGCUGCGAGGAACUUGUGAUGAUUUAAAUAUUGAAAAUAAAGCCCACGUUGAGAAAAUAACUGAAUUGUCGAGUAAUGAAGAAGAGUUGGGUAAAAAUAUUUUGGAAUUGAACCAAUUGAUUGCGGAUUUAGAAAAUGAGAAUGUGAGCUCACUCAAAAAUGUCUUAGUUCUCGAAGAGGACAUACAUAUCCUUGAGGAAGAAGAACGAGUUUAUUUGAAGGAACAUGAGAAAUUAAGUUUGGAUAUCCAAGAAAUAUCAGCAAAACUUCAAGAAACAAACAACUUACUGAAAACGUCUUGCCAGGAUCUCAGUAUGCAAUUUGCAGAGGCAAGUAAAACUAAGACUGAUCAUCAAGAGACUCUGACGAACUUGGAAAUAGAGUUGGCUAAAGCUGAAGAUGUUUCCAAAGAGAGUGACCUUAAGCUUUUCAACUUCUACCAAGAACGUGAAAGCAUCAACAAAGCCUGCGAUGAAGAAAUGAAGGCCCUUAAUGAGGAUAUGGAUAAAAGUGUUGAGGAAUAUGAAAAGUUGGUGUUUGAUUUGGAGCUUAAUGAAAAAGUAAAGGAAGAUAUUCACCAACUUAACAAAGAUCUAGAAAACUAUAGAAUGGAUUAUGAUAAAACCGUCCAACAGCUUCAAGAGGCUUAUGCAAGGGAGAUUGAGAAUAAGAAGAAGUGGAUGGAAGAGUUAAGAGCCCAAUGUGAAAGAGAGUACAGAAACAAUGAGAUUAAAAAAACCGACGCAUUAGUGGAGCUGAAAGAGACCAAAGCUCGAAUUAUUGACCUUCAAAAACAGAAAGCUAUGGCUGAGAAAGAGAUAGUGGCAAAAGCAGAUUUGUUGAAAAAAUGUGACAACCUUAUACAAAGACUGAUGAUGAAAUUUAGCAAAGUAGCUCAAGUAGCUGUAACAUCGAGUCAGUCUGUAAUAGAUACUGCAAGCCAGGCACCGAGCUUUGCUACACCAAGAACUCAAAAGAAACCUGUACGAGUGGCCUCUCCAGGCAGUGAUUCUAGUGGCAAAACAUUUGAUCCUGAUGAUGUAAAUUUGAAGAUACGCUUAUCUAAGCGUCCACUUCCCCAGGCAGGACCCAAACAUGCAAAAGCUGCAAAAGAACCUAAGAAGAAAAAUGCCCCUCCACCGCCCAAGAAAAUGGCAACUAAAGAAGCAGAUGAUUGGGGUUUUGAGAUUUAAAAAACUUUGGGUAAAAUUUUGUUAAAAUUUGGGUAAAAAUACUGGGAAUUAGCAUCAAUAAAAUUGUCUCUCAAGCGUUUUCCCUCAAAGUGUUAUGUAACAUUUUGAGACAAUCUAACAUAGUGUAAAUAAGAUUAGUGGGCAGUUUAUAACUUUAUUUAAGAGAGGUAAUCAUCACAGUUGGAUUUAAAUG